AUGGAAAAUAAUAUGGUUGGGGCACCGCAGCUUGUGGAUGAGAAUGGGGAUGAGGAUGGGGAUGAGGAUGAUGAACUGGAUGAGGAUGAUGAAUUCGAUGAGGAUGAGGAUGAUGAAUUGGGUGAGGAUGAGGAAUUGGAUGAGAACGAAGGGGUCAUGCAGCCUGGACUCCUUGCUCAGCAAAUGGAAGAUAUUUACGGAAAUCCAGUCUUUGAUCCAAUGGAUCUUCAAUAUCUCGAAGGUGCGAGAGCGAUACAUCUGAUUGCAGAUUUGCAAAAACAGUUGAGGGGUCUGGCAGGACACAUGAAUGAAAUUCUAGACGCUGGGGAAGCGGGCGGAGAGGAUGGGAAUAGGAAUGGAAAGGGAAAGGGAAAGGGAAAGGAGAAGUUUCCUCUUGCACCAAUACCUCCGGCACCGCGUGUUGUCGCGAGACAGAGAGAUGGGGAGAGAAAUGGAGGAAGAGGGGAUGAGUUGUUGAGGGAUAUGGCAGAUGCGUAUCGUGCGCGCAAUGAAGCGAGGAUGAGGAGGGCAAGAGGAGUCGUGCUGCGCAGGCAGUUGGGAGAAGAACGAGAUGGGUCGGGGCUGGGGGUGGUUAGAGAAGAGGGUGGGGAUCUGCCGAUUCCUGUUUUGCCGGGUGUGAUGGCGCGGCGGGGUAAUGCGGGAAUGGGAGAGGGGGGUGGUGGAGGGGGAGAGCCCUUGGCUUUUAUACAACUUCGUGAGAGGUAUGGUCUUGGUUUAGGGGGUGAGGAUGGGGAGGGGGAUGGCGAUGGGAAUGCAAACGGAAAUGGAAAUCAGAAUCGCCUUCUGCCAAAUCCUGUUCCAAUGAAUGGAGAUGGAGAUGUUAAUGGAAAUCAGAAUCCUGGUCUCCCAAAUCCUGUUCCAAUGGAUAGAGAUGGAAAUGUUAAUGGAAAUCAGAAUCCUGGUCUCCCAAAUCCUGUCGCACGGAAUGGAGAUGUAAAUGAAGAUGCAUUUGCAGAGAGGGACAGGGAGAGGGAGAGGGAGAGAAUCCGAAGGAGAGAAGCGCACGGAGAAACGGUUCCACAUUUCCACGGAUUACUUAACCCUCAACAUGCGAAUAGAAACGGGGAUGCAGAGAGGGAGAGGGAAACAAUUCUCGAUAGAAACCAGGAACAUACUCGACAACUUCGUGAACGAAAUCGAUUACGGGGGGAGAUUGCAUAUGGAGAUGGAAUUGCAGAUGCGGCUGCGGCUGUAGAUAGGGAGAGGAUCCAAAAUGCAGGAAGAGAAGCGAUGGAAGAGGCACAAUUACUUCGUGAACAGCGUCGAUCGCAGUUUGAGAUUAUGUAUGGGAAUGCAAAUGGAAAUGGAAAUGGACAUGGACAUGGGAAUGGAAAUCGGAAUGGAAAUUAUUAUGCUGCUCAAUUUCCUAACUAUCCUCCUCCUCCUCCUCUUCAACCUCCACCUCAACCUCGAUCUCCAGUUGCUGGACCCCCUCGGCUAGAAAUUGGAAAUGCGGGGGAAAUUAGAGGGAUUGUGGAGAAUUCUCCUGCUCCUCCUGUUCCUGCUCCUGCUCCUGCUCCUGCUCCUGCUCCUGCUCCUGUUCCUGCUCCUCUUUGGGCUCAGUAUCAAAAUGUCCUGGGGAGGAAUAGAGGAGUGUUUAUUAGGCAUGAGAGACGAAGGGGUUUUAUUGAUGGAGGAGGUUUUGCUUUUGCAGGUGUAGGGGGAGGUGCAGGUGGAGGUGGAGGUGCAGGUGGAGAAGAACAUCUUCCUCCUGGUAGGAAUUUGUAUGCUGGUUGGGAAUUGAAGAGGAAGAGAGAGGUGGAGGGGAUUACGGCGGGGAUUCCGAGUCCGGGGGAGGAUGUGUUUAGUGAUGAGGAGGGUGGGGUGGAGGGGAAGGAGGGGAAGGAGGGGAAGGAUGGGAAGGAGGGGAAGGAGGGGAAGGAGGGGAAGUGA
Messenger RNA from Botrytis deweyae, 1914 nucleotides. RefSeq lists its product as uncharacterized. Lineage: Eukaryota; Fungi; Ascomycota; Leotiomycetes; Helotiales; Sclerotiniaceae. The record is from RefSeq and is a predicted model, not a curated record. The transcript has 2 exons. The coding region runs from base 1 to 1914 and encodes 637 amino acids.